This is a messenger RNA of Aspergillus ochraceoroseus IBT 24754, 1392 nucleotides long. Its product is annotated as Yip1 domain protein. Gene Ontology annotation, cellular component: trans-Golgi network; membrane. The transcript is spliced from 4 exons. Gene Ontology annotation, biological process: endoplasmic reticulum to Golgi vesicle-mediated transport. The record is from RefSeq and is a predicted model, not a curated record. Lineage: Eukaryota; Fungi; Ascomycota; Eurotiomycetes; Eurotiales; Aspergillaceae. Bases 294 to 1196 code for a protein of 300 amino acids.
UCUUUCGGGCCGUAACCGCGUACGUAAUGGGAGUAAUGCCACUCUAGCCUCUCCGGCCAACAAUCAGGCAGCACGAGGGAGUUCUUCUCAUCAUUCAAUAUUCCCCGUCCAGAUCGGAUCACGGAAUACUCAGCUCCUGCUAGGUUCCUACUGCGAUUAUCCGGGUUGAGCAGGUUCUUACCCCUUCGUUUCUUGUGGUGACCACCCCCUCGUGCGGAAUACCGGAAAAAAAAACAACCCAAGCUGUGAGCUCCAGUACGCACCUCCUGUAUUAUACAAUAUACAAAACAGCCAUGGCCAGCACAACGCCGUACUAUGCGCACGACGACCUGCGCGACGAUGAAUCGAUUCUGGAUGAUGAUGAUGAUGAUGUAAUUGAGGCCGAUGAUGCUCUUGAAGCCGAUGACCCUCUACAUGAUACAGAUAGAACCCCCCUGACGGGCAACAUUCAAACCGAGUCUUCGAGUUCUCGCGGCGGCAACAUCACCGGAAACUAUUUGACCUCUCAAAUCCCCGGCGAGGACCGCCAUGCGGGCCAAAAUACAAUCGACGAGAGCGUCUGGCAGACACUCUCGAGGGACUUGUUGGCUGUCUGGGAGAAGAUGCGCCAGGUGUUGUGGCCCAAGUAUUUGAUUGGCGGCAUGUUGCAGCGCCGUGGGGGAGGGAUCGGAGCUGCGGAACGAGGAGAAGCCUCUGGGUUUGGCAGUGGUGUGAGAGAUAUUCUUGGACGUUGGCCUGACGCUGAUGUUGUCCUGCAAGGCGGGAUGAGCGAGGGCUUGCGCGAUUGGGAUCUUUGGGGUCCGCUUAUUUUCUGCUUAUUGCUGAGCAUGUUUCUUUCCAUUGCCAAAGGUGAGCAGUCGGAUCUGGUGUUCUCCGGAGUCUUCUCUCUCGUGUGGAUCGGAGAGGCGGUGGUGACGUUGCAAAUUAAGUUACUGGGAGGGAACAUCUCGUUCUUCCAAUCGGUUUGCAUUAUCGGCUACACGCUCUUCCCUCUGGUUAUCGCCGCCCUCCUUAGUGCGCUUGGUCUUCCCACAAUCGCACGCAUACCUGUUUAUCUUGUCUUGAUCGCGUGGUCUUUGGCAGCAGGCGUGAGCAUCCUGGGCGGCUCGGGGGUUGUGCGAAACAGGGUGGGUAUUGCGGUUUACCCUCUCUUUGUCUUUUAUAUCGCGCUCGGAUGCCUCUGUUUCAUCAGUUAAAGAGAGCUGCGAGAAUGUGGUGAAUGGAAUAAGGAGGAGAGCUGGGCUGUAAGGCUGGUUCGAGCCUUUGUUUGAUCUCAUGUUAAUGUGAUUCUAUUUCUCUUCUUCUUGCUUUCUUUAUGGUAUUUUGCAUUCUUCAUGUAUUAGACCUUUGGCCGUACCACGAUAUCCAAUGGAACCAAUGUAGUUUGCCUCG